AUGAUUAAUUCUUAUAAAGUCAAAGUCCCCGCCGCUGUCCCCACCGCCGCAGCUCCCGCGCCUGGUGGCGCCACCACGCAUGCGCCACAUCGGUCCCGUCCCUACCGCGCUGCCAGCGCUGAGGGCCGAGGGGCCACGCGCCUCGGCUGCGGGAGAGUUCGGGCCCGGCGGGGAGGCCGGGGCAACAGCGGAGGAGGAGAGGAGGUGGCGGGCGGCGGCUGCUGGCUUAGAGCCAGAGGAGGCCGGGAAUUUGCCCGGUCUGAGGCGUGUCUUGUCUCCCGUGGUGGAGCUGCUCCCCUGGGCCUGCGAUCACCCGGCCGGGCUCACGCACAAUGCCCCCGGGGAGCGCGUCGCUGCUCAGCCCUCUGGCAGCGCGGGGGAAAAGCGUGUAUCUGCUGGGUUCUGCCAGGGCCCUUCCGUGCAGGCCUGGGCACUACAGGAACCAGCCGGCCUCGCCCGGCUCACCAGCGCAACCACCAGUGGUUACCUUGCUCUUUACGUGGCAGUCUCAAAGCAGAUAAUAAUAGAAUGGUUCACCUAGGUAUGAACUUCUCAGAAGUUAAAACAUAUUCAAAGAAUGACUUCUGGGAAUUCUCUGAGGGCCCACUGCACUGCUAUAGUGAGAUAAUGCAUCAGGAAGAGCAAUCCUAUGGAGAGAAAAAAAAGUAUCUGCAACCCUCAGCACUGGAAAUAUGAGGAUCACCAGCUCUAUCGGCCUGGUUCUCAGAGGAGAAGUGAUGUGGAACUGAACUUAAGCGAACUUGAAAUGGACAUGGAAAGUUGGAAAUCAACCUUCGUUGUUACAAGCCACCGAGAUUUUGUUUGUUACUGCAACACACUUUGGGCUAUUUGGGAUGAUAAAUACUCAAUUCCUUUAGUUAUGUAUGAUUAAUAUAUAGGCCUGUUUUUUUACCCCUAAGUAUAGUACUGUAGGGUUUACUUUUAGAAGAAAUAUGUUACCUUGGACUUGAUGGUGCUCUAGUGGUGCCGUCCUUUUGAGAAAAUGCUUCUAAGAUGGACAGUGAUGCUUUCAGUCAAAAAGACAAAGGUUUAAGUUAUAUCUUUGGUUACUCCCUUUCAUACAAGCUAUCAGUUAAAAAAGUCAAAAUGCUAUUCUGAAAUUCUUCUUUCUUAAAGAAAUUAGAUAUUGCCUACUCACCUUGUUCUAACAAUUGGGAGAAUUAAAGAAUAUUAGAGGGAAGAAAGGGAAGAGAAGAAAGUACAUGCCAGCCUCUCAGUUUUCUGUUAUUGAUUCUGGCUAUAAACAUGAUAAUUUUCCUUAUGAUUAAAUGAAGAAAGAGGAAAGUUAGAAUAUGAAAACUUCCUAAGGAUGAUUUUAUGAGAUACCAAAUAUAAUGAAGCACCAACUAAAAAUUAGUGCUAUAAUUAAAGAGAUAUAAACUAAAAAAUACCAUUAGUCUCAUAUGCCUCUAUCAAUAUCAUGAAGAAAUUAUGUAAAGCUAUUUUUAUAGCGUUUCUCUUAAUCAUAUAACACAUUCCUUAAAAUUAAAAAUCUGACUCAGUCAGUUUGGUGUCCCCAAUACCAAAUAUAUUAUGUAGAAACAAA
Molecule: messenger RNA, 1567 nt
Organism: Pteropus alecto (black flying fox)
Lineage: Eukaryota; Metazoa; Chordata; Mammalia; Chiroptera; Pteropodidae
Exons: 5
Coding region: 1-696 (231 amino acids)
Source: RefSeq, a predicted model, not a curated record